This is a messenger RNA of Candoia aspera, 2052 nucleotides long. RefSeq names its product ring finger protein 115 (gene RNF115). Lineage: Eukaryota; Metazoa; Chordata; Lepidosauria; Squamata; Candoiidae. The transcript has 9 exons. The record is from RefSeq and is a predicted model, not a curated record. Bases 45 to 953 code for a protein of 302 amino acids. Gene Ontology annotation, biological process: protein ubiquitination. Gene Ontology annotation, molecular function: ubiquitin protein ligase activity. Gene Ontology annotation, cellular component: cytoplasm.
CGCCGUUUCGCUUUCCAGCCCGGCGCGGACCGGCGGGGCGGAGGAUGGCGGAGGCCUCUUCGGCAGCCGCGGCGGCCGCCGUCUCCCAGCACCGCUUCUUCUGCCACAGCUGCAAGGGGGAGGUCAGCCCCAAGCUGCCGGAAUACACAUGUCCCCGAUGUGAGUCCGGCUUUAUUGAAGAAGUGACAGAUGAUUCCAGCUUUUUAGAAGGCAGUGGCAGCGGGACAGAUGAAAGUCCUUCCACCCCAUUUGCAGAGUUCUGGGACCAGCUGGAUCGUUCAAUGGUCUUUCCAUUCCUGAGCAGCUCUCUGGACCACAAUGGCAGAGACAACGAGAGGGGCCACCAAGCCCACGCAGACCUUUGGGGACCAAGCCGGCCCCCCCGACUGCCCAUGGCCCGGAGGUAUCGGCCCCGCCUCAGCACACGGCCAGAUCGGUCGCCUGCCAUCGAAGGAAUAAUACAGCAGAUCUUUGCUGGAUUCUUUGCAAAUUCAGCAGUUCCUGGAUCACCUCCGCCAUCUUUCUCCUGGGGAGGCAUGCAGGGGAGGCUGCACUCUAGCUUUGGGGACUACGCGUGGGACCAGAGUGGCCUCGAUGCUGUCUUGACCCAGCUUAUGGGACACCUGGAAAAUACAGGGCCUCCCCCAGCUGAGAAGGAGAAAAUUUCUUCCCUCCCAACAGUGACUGUCACUCAGGAACAAGUGGAUAUGGGUUUGGAGUGUCCCGUGUGCAAAGACGACUACACUGUGGCGGAGCAGGUCCGGCAACUCCCGUGCAAUCACUAUUUCCACAGCAGCUGCAUUGUGCCAUGGCUGGAACUGCACGACACGUGUCCCGUGUGCCGGAAGAGUUUGAACGGGGAGGACUCCGCUCAGCAAGCCCCGAACACGGAGGCCUCCGCCAGCAGUUCCUUUAGCAGCCCCAGCCACCUGCACGACCGAUGGACUUUCUGAAGCCCCCCGGGCCCGUGGAGAGCGAGAAGGGCAGCUGAUGCCUGUAAUGUUCUUGACUACAGCUGUAAAUUGUAUGAUAACUCAACUACAAGAGCCAGUGGCAAGAGGAGAGGAGCGGGCACCCCUGGCACAGUCGCAUCCCCAUCGAAGCCUGGCCACUCUCCCGAGCAGCAGUCACCGAGGAACCGUCCCUUUAGCCUUCCUGUCUGGAGCGGCCAGACUAGCGCUCGCCGGGUGGGAGUGCUGCGUGUCAAAGCUUGUGGACCUUUUGCUCCGACAGCAGGAGAGGCCUCCAUCUUCACGGAUUGCGGGAAGGGAGGCCUGCUGUCCACAGCCCCCUUUCUGGAGGGGGACAGGAAGGAGGGAGCCUGAAACGGGCCGGGAAUUGGCCUGCGGGAGGGGCGGGGGAGUGUGCGGACGGGGCGCCUUGCAAUGCCUCCAACGCGGCGUGGGUUGAAGCGGCUGGUGGUGUUUCCUUUGCGCUUGGUUGAGGGGUCUUGGGCUCAGAAGGGCAGAGGGAGGGGGUGGGAGAGGAAAGCCCCCCCCCCCGGUUUCUGUGGAAAGGCGGGUUUUCCUUUGACUGGCCGCCUCCGCUUGAGCUCAAAUGCCCGUCCGCCUGCUACUCAAGGCCCGGUUUGCUCCCUGCUACCAAAUGGACUACACCGAUCUUUCGAAGCAGACACAGUUUUGCCAGGCGUUCCUCCGUAUUCAAAUGAGAAUACCGUUGUCUAAAUCUCAGAAAGAGCUGCUUGUCUCUUUUUCCUUCUCUUCAACUCUCCUACUAAGAAUCACCACUCUUUUGUCCUCGGCUUCUAAACCUCUUGAUCAUGUCUGAACUUCCACAACACCCACCAGCCCUGAAAAAGCCUCUCAUUUAAAAGCCGGAUCAGUGUCUCGCCUUUGAGGGUAGGAAAGCGGGGGCAGGCGGGCAAGUUGGCCGCGUCAUGUUGCCAAGAGAGAAAAGGAAAAAAAGACACACAAGGGGAAAAAACCGUUGGCAGCUUCAUAGCGGUAACUGUGUGCCUGGCAGUUGAUUUCAAACUUAGCGCCUUUUGUUUGCUGUCAAAGAGUUGAAUAAAGCCUUUAAUAAGAAACCAAA